AUUCACCAUUCCACACUCUUCCCUCACAUCUCAACUCAACCCAAAUUCACUUCCAAUUUUCCUCUUAAACCCAUCACUUCUUUCACUAUUUCCUUUAAAACAUAAGAAGGGAAUUUUAUUUCUUGCUAAUUAGUUCUCCUUUGCAUUUGUAUGCGGGUAGAAGUACUCGAGUCAAGAAUUAGUUAUUAUUGUUGUUGCUGUUGUCGAAGAAAAAAUGGAGAACCAGAAUUAUGUACCGCAACAUGUGGACGCGUCUAGGCCGUCGUUAGGCUUCCCUUUGGGCACUGCGGUUUUGUUGAUUCUCAUAUUUUGCUUAAGUGGCAUAUUUUCUUGCUGUUACCAUUGGGACAAGCUCCGCUCUCUCCGCCGCUCUUUCUCUGACCUUGAAGCUGGCCUUGAUCCUGCUUCUUUGAAAAUUAAGCAAAAUAACUUGAAUUGGAAGCAAAAGCAAAGCACAAUUUUGCCAGCAGUAUUAAUGCCAGGAGAUGAAGUACCAAAAUUCAUAGCAUUUCCAUGUCCAUGUCAAUUUCCAAGACCAGAAAAGGUUGUCGAAGAGUUGCCGAAACUGCCGCCGCCGUUGCCUUCGCCGCCUAAGCCGCCUCGAACGGUGGCGGAAGUACCUUUCUACCAGUGAAAAAAGCUUUUCAUUGAGGACUAGGCUACUUGGUGUAUAGAGUUUUUGUUUAAUCAAAUUCCGAAUAUUUUUACUUGUAAAUAGUAUUGAAAUUUAAAGUAGAAAUGGCAUGGUGUAGCCACUAUUUAAGGUGGUAUUUAUUUUUUAUCCAACAA
Molecule: messenger RNA, 789 nt
Organism: Nicotiana attenuata
Lineage: Eukaryota; Viridiplantae; Streptophyta; Magnoliopsida; Solanales; Solanaceae
Exons: 2
Coding region: 215-634 (139 amino acids)
Source: RefSeq, a predicted model, not a curated record